AUGUUGUGUACGUUACUCGAUUGUCUUUCGACUCCCAUCAUUUGUCCGCCGGAAAAUGCUAGGGAUGUGUACGGAACAUAUUUUGUGUACACUUGUCUUUGGGCUUUUGGUUCAGCCUUAUUUAAAGAUCAGUUGAUUGAUUGGCGAGUUGAAUUUUCCAAAUGGUGGUUAACAGGUUUUAAAACGAUUAAAAUCUCAUCAUCAGGAAGUGUGUUCAAUUAUUUCAUCAACCCUGAACCAAAACAGUUUAUUCCUUUGUUAGAUCUUGUAUCAUCUUUCCAGCUUAACCCAGAUACACGUCUACAAGUAAUAAUUAUAUCAUUUAAAUAA
Messenger RNA from Macrosiphum euphorbiae (potato aphid), 330 nucleotides. The record is from the annotation of a GenBank genome assembly. Lineage: Eukaryota; Metazoa; Arthropoda; Insecta; Hemiptera; Aphididae.